UGUAGAUCAAUAGGUGAAAACAGUGGUUCUUUUAUGCUUUUGUCGAUGUACCCGUCGCACCGCUAACUGAAGUGCAAACGCACCACCUCGCUUCGGCCAAUAAGCAGUCGCUCCGACUUACAUGAUCAUCAGAUAAUUAUUGAUAUGGGCCUUAGAUGUGUGCUAUAUUAUGAACAAUAAUCGUAUUAUUGAUUAAAAACCAGUGCAUUCCGUGCAAUUCCGAGGAGCGUGGAUAUUUUCUUGGGAGCAAUGGCAUUUUUGACAUGAACGUUAUUAUAAUAAUCGUUUACUGACAUAUAGCGCACUGAUAAGAUGCGAUAGCUGUGCUAUGCUCACGCGAUAUUUAAGCAAACCGCGUUCGGAAUAAUCCCAUUCUGUGUGAACUGUGAAAAACAGGUUUCGAUUGUUUUGCAUUUGCUGCACACUGGGCGGCAAAUUAAGCAGAUCGUUAAAAAAUGUAUUCCCAAGUGAAUUUGUUUUUAACCGGUAAGAAUGCAUUCACCCGCGUCAUCGUCCCGUUGUUCCUGAUCCUGAUCUGUCCGCCGUUCACCAUGCUGAUCUAUCAUACCAAUGUCCACCUCGACGGCUCUUUUGCACGUUUGGGACAAGAGAUACAGGAAAAGGGCAUUCUUAGAGAAAUUGCUGACGUAUGGUCGCCACGCUUCUAUGGCUCGGUGACCGCAUGGAAAAUUAUCGGAAUUUUUGCGGCACUGCAAAUUUUUUUAAUGCGCGCAUUACCGGGAAGGCGAUAUUAUGGGACCAUAACGCCCAUGGGAAACCUACCGGAGUACACUGAUAACGGUCUGUCAUCGUACAUUGUCACCUUUGCGCUGUUUUUCACGGGAUCUCUCGGAUUCGGUUUAUUCAGACCGUCUCUCAUCUAUGACAAUCUUGGCGAUAUUCUCGGCGCCUUGAAUCUGACGGCAUUGGCAUUUUGUUUGUUUCUCUAUUUUAAAGGCAUUUAUUUUCCCUCGAGCACGGAUAAUAGUUCAACGGGAAAUUUUAUUUUUGAUUAUUACUGGGGAACGGAACUGUAUCCCAGGAUUUUAGGAUGUGAUGUGAAAAAGUUUACCAACUGCCGGUUUGGAAUGACCGGUUGGGCCGUUUCUGUGACUUCCUUUGCUUUCGCACAGAAAGAGAUUUAUGGGAAAGCCGACUGGUCAAUUAUUGUUUCGGCGUCGCUAAUUGUUAUUUAUCUGUUGAAAUUUUUCUUGUGGGAAUCGGGAUACAUGCGAUCCAUGGAUAUUAUCGUGGAUCGAGGAGGUUUUAUGUUGUGCUGGGGGUGUAUGAUGUGGGUGCCGGCAGUGUAUACAUCGCCGGUCAUGUUCAUGGUGCGACAUCCCGUUGGACUGUCUUUUGCAGCCGCUACCGCUAUUUUCGUCCUGGGAUUGGCCGCCAUUCUGGUCAACUACUGGGCUGAUCACCAGCGCCAAAUUGUACGGGCCACACAUGGCAACACGAAGAUCUGGGGAAAAAAGCCCGUCUUAAUUGAGGCGGAUUAUUUGACCGAAACCGGAGAGAAAAAGAGUAAUUUGUUGUUAGCAUCGGGUUUCUGGGGCAUAUCCAGCCAUUUUCAUUAUCUUCCGGAAAUCUCCGCGGCAUUCCUAUGGAGCUGUGCUACCGGUUUGGAUUACUUUUCACCCUUUUUCUAUACAAUUUUUCUCACCGUACUGCUUACGCAUCGCGCCUUUCGGGAUGAACUGAAAUGCAGUAAGAAAUAUGGAGUAUUCUGGCAGCAAUACCGUCAACUGGUGCCCUACAAAAUAAUCCCGGGAGUCAUUUAAGUUAAUAUUUCCUUGGCUUGUGGAUGCCUCUACGGAUUUCGUUCCAAGCGUGGAUUGCUGUAUUAAAUGAUCUGCAGCCUUUGUUGCAGAAAAAAUAUACUAAUAGAAAAGAAAAUAUUCGUGUGAACGUUUUCCGGACUAUAGUCAAAGUGCUAAACAGCACUACGUGGCAUGUUGAGAUUAACGAAUUGAUGUAGUACCAGCACUGCAAAUGCAUUUAUAAAUUAUAACUGACUGCCUAGUAUUGACCUUUUGUCCACCUGUGUAGCAGAAGCGGCGAAAACACUGGUGCGAUUUUUUUUGUUACACUGAUUUUAAACAAAUUACGUACAGUAUCAUCGGAGAAUGC
Messenger RNA from Paramacrobiotus metropolitanus, 2133 nucleotides. RefSeq lists its product as uncharacterized. Lineage: Eukaryota; Metazoa; Tardigrada; Eutardigrada; Parachela; Macrobiotidae. The record is from RefSeq and is a predicted model, not a curated record. Gene Ontology annotation, molecular function: oxidoreductase activity, acting on the CH-CH group of donors, NAD or NADP as acceptor. Gene Ontology annotation, biological process: sterol biosynthetic process; brassinosteroid biosynthetic process. The transcript has 2 exons. The coding region runs from base 456 to 1784 and encodes 442 amino acids. Gene Ontology annotation, cellular component: endoplasmic reticulum membrane.